AUGGCGGUGGGUGGGUCGAUGCAGCACAGGAGCCCGAGGACGCAUAGGGAAUCUGUCUAUCGUUCAUAUAUAGAUUUGUUGGCCGACGAUUCCCCUAGUACUGUUCCGGAGACUCAGUACGCCGGCAUCGAGACUUUUUUGAGGAGUUUGGGAGCGGAGUUGAGGCUAUCGCCGAUCCGUGAGGCUCCCGAUGAGGCGGAGCUUACUGCAAGGAGCAGGAGCAAAGGCAAGGGCAAGACUAGGGGCGGAGGUAGGGGCAAGGGCAAAGUCCCGAUCUGGAUCGUGUGGGAAAAUUUCGCGCUUGCGAAGGCCUGGGUCGGUGUAGUAGAGGAUCCCUAUGUCGGGCCGAACCAGUAUGUUGACCGAUUGUGGCUUCGCAUUAGUGAGGCCUGCCGCAUAUGCAAACCGUGCGGAGCGAAGCCUCGCACUUCCGAGCAAUGCCGGAAACAGUGGCUUCGGUUGAGGCCUAAGCUCAGUCGUUUUGCCGCCCUCUACCAAAACAACAUGCGCAUGACAACCAACGGCAUGUCUGAGGAUGAUGUGAAGAGACGAGCAUUGGCCCAAUACCCCGACAAAGAAUUUAAGUUCAAAGAGUUUGACCAGUGGGAGGCCUUUCUCGUGGUCAAGGAAUCGCAAAAGUUUGUUGUGGGUGUCGAUCCGGGCUGGAAGCGGACGAAGAUCAACUCUUCCGGUGAGUACAGCAGCAGUGCUGGUUCGCACUAG
This is a messenger RNA of Salvia hispanica, 723 nucleotides long. NCBI's taxonomy places the organism in Eukaryota, Viridiplantae, Streptophyta, Magnoliopsida, Lamiales, Lamiaceae. The record is from RefSeq and is a predicted model, not a curated record.